AUGCCAGAGGCUGUGAAUGAUGGAGAAGCCGGCUAUCAUUCUUCAUGUUACAGGCGAUUUUCUGCUGUAGAUUUUAAUAAAUAUAAACCAAGACCAAAAGUAAAGCAUCCUCCACCUAAUGUGAGUGCACCUUUGCAUUCUUUGAUACCUUCUACCAGUGCUGGACAGCCUUCUACUAGUGCUGGACAGCCUUCUACCAGUGCUGGACAGCCUUCUAACAGUGCUGGACAGCCUUCUUUGACGUUAGAUUAUUGCUGUUCCAUUUCACCUUCCACGGCUACUGUUCACACUGCCGAUAUCGAACGAGACCAAAAAAUUCAGAGAACAUCAGCAGAUGAGGGCGCGAACACCAGUAACCUUCAAGACCUAAAAGAUUUCCAUGGACAACCUGAUCAAAAAUGUUUCUUCUGUCGUAAGUGCAAUAAAAGGAGGAAUGGCCGUUUGCAAUUAUUAAUUGUUGCAAAAUCCGACAGGUUUCUGAAAAAAAUGAAAACUAUUGCAACUGAAGUGAACGACAUAGAUGUUUUAUUGGAUUUAAGUUUCUACGUAGCUUCCAAUUCACCUUUUAUCUAUCAUAAAGUUUGCUACCGAAGUUAUCUAAACAAAAUGAAUAAAAAAUUAUCUGAUAAACAUACUGCCUGGCAUGAUCGUCGCAACCACUACAAGAAAGCUUAUCAAAAUCUUUGCGAAUAUAUUAAUGCGGAGAUUUUGUCCAAGAAACGUUGCGCAUUGUAUUCCGAUAUAUGCCAAUAUUUUCAAAUAAUUCUGAAGGAACAAUAUGAUAAUGUUUCCUUAGAUGUUGGAAUAUUUUGUACCAGUUACCUGAAAAAAAAAUUGCUGGCAACCUUUGGUGAGAAAAUUCAAAUAUUAGAAGUGGAGGGAUCAACGGUACUUGCAUAUGGGGGUAUUAAUGAACUAGCUGAUACAUUCAUUUCAAGAUUAAAAAUUAAUUCAAUAAUAAGGAAAGCCGCAUUAUCAUUAAGGGAUGAAAUUAAAAAUAUUGACACUAAUACUUUACCAGAAGAGCUCAAUGCACAACAAUUGAUACAGGGUGAAUGCGAUAUACCCGAACUAUUAAUACUUUUUUGGUCGACAUUGUUAAGUGGUUUCGAUUUAAAAAAGAAGAAAAGUACCAAAUGUGAAAGGCUCGUUAAAUCAUUUUCUGAAGACAUGAUAUAUGCCGUUAGCAAUGGAGCUAUAAAAACGUCUGGCCAAUAUGAAGUUUUUGAAAACAAAUUUAACCAUAUGGAUGCGGCUUGGGGUUGUCCAACUGAAAGCGGCUGGAAGUUGGAGGGAAAUAAAUUAGUAUUUAAUUGGUUUGAUGGUCCAGCAUUACCUACAGGAGUUAUCAGCGAUAUUGUUAUAGAUCGUGAAGAUAGUGAUGAAGACGAUGAUGAGGAAAUUUCCAAUACGGACGUCAAAUACGAAUUCGAUACGAGUGAGGAUGAUGGCAGCGACAAUGAAGACCUUGGCGUAGAAGAAACUACACAAGAGUUUGAUGUUCCAUACACAAUUACAGGACCUCAACAAGCAAGACCUUCCGAUUUUCUUGGAAGUCUUGAAAAUUACCGCUUCAAAGAGGUUUUGAUAAAGUUCCUGGCAAAUUAUUGGGAAAGUGAUCAUUUAGCACCUAUAAUACGAACAAAAAUUUUUUUUAUAACUGUUGAGACUCAAUGCUACUCCUAUCAAUCGAUAGAAAAACAUGUAGUAAGAACUGAAGAAAUCGACUAUGAAUGUUACCAUGAAGAAGCGGAUACGCGAAUUAUGCUUCAUAUCAGCAAAGUUCAACCAACUUCAAAAAUUUUAGUGAAAGCUUCCGAUACUGAUAUAUUAAUAAUUUUGCUGGGAAACAUGCAUAAAGUUCCAGAAACAGAAAUUGGUUUAGCGAGCUCAGGAAGUAAAACAAAAAAUGAUAAAGAUUUUAACUGCAUAAACUGCAUUGAAUUAGCAUCAAAGUUAGGGUCCUCUCUAUGUCUUAGUCUACCAGCGUUCCACGCUUUUACAGGCUCUGACUACACUGCAGCUUUCUACAACAAAGGCAAAAUCAGGCCUUAUAAAAUACUUUCGAAAAAUGAAUCUUAUCAAAAAAUGUUUGCGUCAUUAAAAGAUAGUGCCGAAAUUUUCAUCGAAUCGAAUUGA
This is a messenger RNA of Ceutorhynchus assimilis (cabbage seed weevil), 2139 nucleotides long. The record is from the annotation of a GenBank genome assembly. NCBI's taxonomy places the organism in Eukaryota, Metazoa, Arthropoda, Insecta, Coleoptera, Curculionidae.